Penicilliopsis zonata CBS 506.65 is the source of this 2540-nucleotide messenger RNA. RefSeq lists its product as hypothetical. The record is from RefSeq and is a predicted model, not a curated record. Lineage: Eukaryota; Fungi; Ascomycota; Eurotiomycetes; Eurotiales; Aspergillaceae. The coding region runs from base 197 to 2422 and encodes 741 amino acids. Gene Ontology annotation, biological process: ATP synthesis coupled electron transport. Gene Ontology annotation, molecular function: NADH dehydrogenase (ubiquinone) activity; iron-sulfur cluster binding. Gene Ontology annotation, cellular component: membrane. The transcript is spliced from 7 exons.
CGGGAAAAGGGCACAGCUGGAAUAAUUGAUUUUCCAUUCCCCGAACCAAUCCGGGAGCGGCAAUUUGCGAGGGAAUCAAUCCAUCUGCGGUCUGGCAGAAUCCAACCGAGCUCGAACGGUUUUCACAACUCCGCGUUCGCCCAUUGCCACAUCUCCCUCUUGGAAACAGGAUUUCUUCGUGUUCAACAAUCCCUGUAUGACUCUCAGUAUGCGGCCGCAGAUGUUCCGUGCGGCCGCGCGGUCCUGCCGGGUUCCUAGGGUCACCUAUCCCAGGACCUUCGCAACAACCACCCCUCGCACGGCGGAGGUGGAACUCACAAUUGAUGGCAAAAAGGUCUCGGUAGAAGCGGGCUCCGCCCUGAUCCAAGCCUGCGAGAAGGCAGGUGCAACGGUUCCUAGAUACUGCUAUCACGAGAAGCUGUUGAUUGCAGGAAACUGUCGUAUGUGUCUCGUCGAAGUCGAAAAAGCCCCGAAACCUGUGGCAUCAUGUGCUUGGCCGGUGCAGCCGGGAAUGGUGGUGAAGACAAACUCCCCCUUGGUGCACAAGGCACGCGAGGGUGUCAUGGAGUUCCUACUGGCCAACCACCCUCUUGACUGCCCCGUUUGCGACCAAGGUGGAGAAUGCGAUCUCCAGGAUCAAUCGAUGCGCUAUGGUGCUGAUCGCGGUCGAUUUCACGAAGUCAGUGGCAAGCGUGCCGUGGAGGACAAGAACAUCGGCCCCCUCAUCAAAACUUCCAUGAACAGAUGUAUUCAUUGCACUCGUUGCGUUCGUUUCAUGAAUGACAUUGCCGGAGCACCAGAGCUUGGAACAUCAGGGAGAGGAAAUGACAUGCAAAUUGGAACUUACCUGGAAAAGAACAUCGACACAGAACUUUCCGGCAACGUCAUUGAUCUCUGUCCUGUCGGUGCCCUUACUUCGAAGCCCUACGCUUUCCGUGCGCGUCCGUGGGAGCUCAAGCACACUGAAUCUAUUGAUGUCCUGGAUGCAUUGGGUUCGAACAUUCGCAUUGACUCCAGAGGCAUGGAAGUCAUGCGCAUUAUUCCGAGACUGAACGACGAUAUCAAUGAAGAAUGGAUCAACGACAAGUCCCGAUUCGCCUGCGACGGCCUGAAGACCCAGAGACUCACCACGCCAUUGAUUCGCAGAGAGGGCAAGUUUGUUCCUGCAACCUGGGAACAGGCUCUCACGGAAAUUUCCUCCGCUCACCAGCGACUCCAACCCAAGGAAAACGAAUUCAAGGCUGUUGCUGGUCAUCUUGUUGAUGCCGAGUCUCUUGUUGCUAUGAAAGACCUCGCCAACAAGCUUGGAUCUGACAACCUUGCCCUCGACCAGCCUGGUGGUAGUGCUCCCAUCGCCCACGGUGUUGACGUCCGAUCCAACUACUUGUUCAACUCCAAGAUCUACGGUAUUGAAGACGCAGAUGUGCUUCUUCUCGUCGCAACAAAUCCCCGCCAUGAGGCUUCUGUCCUGAAUGCCCGCAUUCGCAAGCAAUACCUUCGCUCCGAUAUUGAGAUUGCCCUCGUCGGUGAAGAGUUCGAGAGCACUUUUGAACUUGAACACCUAGGAUCCGACGUUUCCGCCUUGAAGACAGCUCUUUCUGGAGAAUUUGGAAAGAAGCUUGCUGCCGCCAAACGUCCUAUGAUCGUUGUUGGCAGUGCUGCCGCCGAGCAUGUGGAUUCCAAGGCCAUUUUUGAGACGGUUGGCAGCUUUGUUGAUAAGCACUCCUCCAACUUCAACACCCCUGAGUGGCAGGGCUACAACGUUCUUCAGCGCGCUGCAUCUCGCGCGGCUGCCUAUGAAAUUGGUUUCACUACGCCUUCUCCCGAGAUUGCCCAAAUUGCUCCCAAGAUGGUCUGGCUUCUCGGUGCUGACGAAGUCAGCCAAGCUGAGAUUCCAAAGGACGCCUUUGUUGUUUAUCAGGGACACCACGGUGACCGGGGUGCUGAAGUUGCCGAUGUUAUUCUCCCUGGUGCAGCUUACACCGAGAAAUCUGGCACUUACAUCAACACUGAGGGACGCGUCCAGGUAACUCGUGCGGCUACAUCUAUGCCUGGCGCGGCACGUGAUGACUGGAAGAUUAUCCGUGCAGCCAGCGAGUUCCUUGCCGCCCCCCUUCCUUACGAUGACAUUGAAGCUCUGCGGGAUCGCCUGGAAGAGAUCAGCCCUGUUAUGCGCCGCUAUGAUAUUGCUGAACCGACUUCCUUGAGCAGUCUGGGCAAAGUCCAGCUUGUUGACCAAAACAAGGGUGCAAAGGCGACAGGAGCUCCCUUUGAAAAUGUUAUUAAGGACUUCUAUUUCACUGAUUCCAUCUCCAGAAGCUCCCCCACGAUGGCACGUUGCUCUGCAGCCAAGGCCACGGGUAAUCCCGAGACGAACUUCAUGGCUGCUGGUGAAAUGUCUCCCCAGGCUCUCUAUGGUUAAGCCUCUAAAACACUGAGCGUUGUGAUCUUGUUUCAUGUUUUCCUUUCUCCACCUGUCUGUCUAUCGGUCUUGGCGUUUUCAUGUACCACCUCACCAACACCUACCUACCUACCCACCC